AAUUGGCCAGUGGUUCGAGGCCGAAAGCACUAGGAGGCCGGGUUUUGGCACUCUAACUCCCUAAACCACCAAUAAAACAGCUGAAUUUAACGGCGUAAUAGUCGUAAUGCUGACGAUUGAGGGACAGAACGAUUUUCCAAUGGAAGUGAGUAAAGGCAGGUGGGCGGAGCGCUCUGUAGCGACAGACACACGUUUAGGCCAAUGACCAGGCCAAUUUGGUAAGUAGGCGUGCUCUCCAGUUGAGCGACAGAUCAAAGGAACCAGUGAUCGGCGUGACGUCUGAGCCCCAACCAAUCAGGAGGGCGGGUUCCCCUGAAGACGCUCUGGGAGGCGGGAAGAGGGGAAGUGGGCGGAUCUCCGCACACCCCGGCGGAAGAGGCAGAUUCAGGAAGCCAUUACGCAGCUGGCUGGCAGCGGCCGGGCCGGUCGGGGCUGGGCCCUACGCACUUUGCGUAGCGAAGGGGGUUACCAAAGGCCUGGUGCUUGGCCUUGGGCAAGCCCGGCCUCUCCCCUGUAGGGGGGGGUGUGUGAGGGGCCAGGCUGGGGAAGAAGGGAAGGGGAAUUGGGGCAGUUGAGGGGAUUAUAAUUUCUUUAAAAAGGGGGGGUGGGGAGAGGCCAUGGCUGUCCCAGCCAAGAAGAGGAAGAUGAACUUCUCUGAGCGAGAGGUUGAGAUCAUCGUGGAGGAGCUGGAACUAAAGAAACACCUGCUGGUGAACCACUUCAACGCCGGGGUCCCUCUGGCUGCCAAGAGUGCGGCCUGGCAUGGCAUCUUGAGAAGGGUCAACGCUGUGGCCACCUGCCGUAGGGAGUUGCCUGAGGUCAAGAAGAAGUGGUCUGACCUCAAGACCGAGGUCCGUCGCAAGGUGGCCCAGGUCCGGGCAGCGGUGGAGGGUGGCGAGGCCCCAGGGCCCACUGAGGAGGAUGGAGCCGGUGGGCCUGGGACAGGUGGUGGCAGUGGCAGCGGUGGCCCAGCUGUAGCCCCCGUCCUGCUCACCCCCAUGCAACAGCGCAUCUGCAACCUGCUGGGUGAGGCCACCAUCAUCAGCUUGCCCAGUACCACAGAGAUCCACCCCGUGGCCCUCGGACCCACAGCCACUGCAGCUGCAGCCACGGUCACCCUGACACAGAUCCCCACGGAGACCACCUAUCACACACUCGAGGAGGGAGUGGUGGAGUACUGCACGGCAGAGGCCCCUCCACCCUUGCCAGCCGAGGCCCCCGUAGAGAUGAUGGCCCAGCACGCCGACACCUCAGUCAAACCCCAAGCACUCAAGAGCCGCAUAGCCCUCAACUCAGCCAAGCUGAUCCAGGAGCAGCGGGUCACCAAUCUGCAUGUGAAGGAGAUCGCCCAGCACCUGGAGCAGCAGAAUGACCUGCUACAGAUGAUCCGCCGCUCCCAGGAGGUGCAGGCCUGUGCCCAGGAGCGCCAGGCCCAGGCCAUGGAGGGCACCCAGGCAGCGCUGAGCGUCCUCAUCCAGGUCCUCCGACCCAUGAUCAAAGAUUUCCGGCGCUACCUGCAGAGCAACACGCCCAACCCCACGCCUGCCUCUGAGCCUGGACAGGUGGCCCAGAAUGGGCAGCCCGACAAUAUCAUCCAAUGAGGGCAGGGAUUGCGCCAGCUUUCUGCUAUGAUUGGAUGACACCACUGUGGUCUUGUAAGUGGGUUCCAUGACUGGCCUUAGGCUAGGGCUGGUCACAUGGCCAGCUCUCUCUUUGACAGACUGUUAGGAAUCCACUGUUUCUCAGAAGUGAGGGAGACUGAGCAGAACUUGUGCUCCUGGGAGCUGAACUGCCUUACCCCUACCAUUUGAGCUGCCUUGCUGAGAGCUUGCAGAUUGGUUAGGUGGGGUUUGGGUACUGGUGAUACAACACGUGGUGUCGAGCCAGGGCUUGUAAAAGGACACAAUGGGAGGGGAGGUUCUCACUGGUGGCCUUCUCAUAGCUUGGGGUGGGGGGGGUGCCCGGAGGGUCUGUGCUGAAAUGCUGCCCCACCCCGCAGUGUCAUCCUUUUGAAUGAGAUAAUGUCAGUGGUGCUGGCAUGGGCACAAUAUCUUCUUCCUCCCUUGGGAGGCAGAGUGACUGGGCCUGAGGAGGAAGCUCCACCCUGUUCUCCUUCCCACUGUGCCUCCAUUCUCAGGGGACUUUAGUCAAUCUGUGCUCUCUCCACACCCCACCCCACUCCGGGCGUAGCAGGGACCCCUGUUAUGCCCCCAGGCUGCCUCUGCAUUACACCCAGGAUGCAGUCCAUGGGGCUCAGGAGUGCUAGGUGUGCUGGGGACAGCCUGGCCACCAGCCAGUCUUCCCUGCAUCCUCAGGCAGCCCUUCCGUGGUUGGUCCUGACAGCUUUUUGACUCAGGGCAAGAUUCCGGCUUUAGGUGCAGUAAAUUUGAGAGAGAACGGACCAAUGUGGAAAUUCAUUGCUCCCCUGCAGUGGUUCUGAGGUGACCAAUUGGCUUCUUCCAGAAGCUUGCUUCAAGCCAGUUGUAUUUAUUCUAUACACUUAUCCCUCCUUGGAAGGGGCAGGCAGCUCUGGCCACAGCCUCCAUCCUGUCCUUACUGGCUGCAUGAUUCUGAAACUCAGUGUGGGGGGAGAAAGAAAAAGAAAAGUAUGCGUGUAGGGGGAAAGGGCAUCAGGCCCUAGAUUCCCUCUCACAUUAUUCAGCACCUUGUGUUCUUGCGAGACCCCAACUGGCUGCCAAGGUGAAUCUAAAGGCCUGAUCAGCCCUGAACAUUUGAGGGGGAGAGCCAAAGCUGACCCAAGAAGUGGGAUCUUUACUUUCGUGCUCGGGAAAGAGCAGACUGACCUCGGAGCACCAAAGGAGGUAGUGUUCCGUGUCCCAUCUUGAUGCUCUUGCCCCUUUUGUGGGGAGUUUACCGAGAUGGCACUUGCUUGGUUCAUUUCCAGAAUUGCCCUUGAUCACUGAGACCCUUACAUCUUCCCCAAUCAUUCUCCAGGAUUGCCAUUUUGCUGCCGAUGCCUUGGCUACAUGGGACCAGUGGUAACACCUCAAGGCUCCAGAUCUCAGCUAAACAAUGAAGGUGUUGCCCUUCUGGGCAACUUAUGCUUAGAAUGCUCACUUCACUGUUGCAAUCACAGGAAGAUGCCCCCAAAGACAGUUGGGAGGUGACUGCGGAACACCAGCCUCUCUAGAGGGCAGGUGUGGCGCCAACUACUGAGCAAUGGAGAGGAAUCAGACUGGGGAGGGGGGUGGGUGACAGAAGGAAGCUCAGUGGAGCCAGAAAGCUACAGCCUCCAUGGAGCCGGAUGGCCCUGGCAGGGAAUCUAUGAGGCUUUCCUGAGGCUUUGCCACUUGGUUUAGUUUUUCUUUGGGGUUGGCAAUCUGAGCCAAUAUUGCAUCUGUUCCAAUUGGUAUAAAGAGGAGGCCUGGAUCACUUAAACUGACUGUUCCUUUCCAGGUCAUAAUUUUAAAUUAAAAAUAUAUCACUUUUUUUACACA
Molecule: messenger RNA, 3458 nt
Organism: Canis lupus familiaris (dog)
Lineage: Eukaryota; Metazoa; Chordata; Mammalia; Carnivora; Canidae
Gene: NAIF1
Product: nuclear apoptosis inducing factor 1
Exons: 2
Coding region: 618-1601 (327 amino acids)
Cellular component (GO): nucleus
Source: RefSeq, a predicted model, not a curated record